AUGAAUGAGAACAUUACGUUGGAACUAAACUUAAGCAGCAGCCACAAUUGGUUGCUGCACGAGGUGACCACAAUGGGCAGCAUCAACAACGGCAGCAACAGCACAGACGAGGACCAAAGAUUCAGUUAUGCUGAAAUCGAAGAAAUACGAAGUGUUAUACGCUGGGUGGUGCCCAUUUUCUUUGGCAUCAUUGCCAUCACUGGAUUCCUGGGCAACCUGUUGGUCAUCCUCGUUGUGGUGCUCAACAAGAACAUGCACUCGACAACCAAUUUGCUGAUUGUGAAUUUGGCUGCCGCCGAUCUGAUGUUUGUCAUCUUUUGUGUCCCCUUCACGGGCAUCGAUUAUGUGAUCAUGAAUUGGCCCUUUGGCACUCUGUGGUGUCGCACAGUUCAGUAUUUGAUUGUGGUCACCGCGUAUGCUUCGAUCUACACGCUUGUGCUGAUGUCGGUGGAUCGCUUCUUGGCCGUGGUGCAUCCGAUUCGAUCGCGUAUGCUGCGAACGGAGCACAUCACAAAAAUUGCCAUCUUCACGCUGUGGGCCGUUGUUUUGACCAUCUCGAUGCCGGUCACCUUUGCGCAUGACAUUGUGAUCUCCCACGAUAACAACACAAACAUCACCAUGGCCUUCUGUCGCUUCACCGAUAACGAUUGGCUUCAUGUGUCCACCUAUCAGGUGACAUUCUUCACCACUUCAUAUUUGCUGCCCCUGAUGAUCAUCAGCGGUUUGUAUGUGCGCAUGAUUAUGCGACUUUGGCGCCAAGGCAGCGGCGUUCGGAUGUCCAAGGAAUCGCAACGUGGACGCAAGCGAGUCACUCGCUUAGUUGUUGUGGUUGUCAUUGCGUUUGCUUCGCUCUGGCUGCCAGUGCAGCUCUAUAUGCUGCUGCGUGCACUUGAGGUCUACACGUCGACAACGAUGUUUAGCGUCAUUCUGCAGGUGAUUGCGCACACAAUGGCCUACACUAGUUCCUGCAUCAAUCCUCUGCUCUAUGCUUUUCUCUCGGACAACUUCCGCAAGGCUUUCUAUAAGGCCAUUAACUGCUCGAAUCGCUACCAGAAUUACACAUCUGAUUUGCCGCCGCCACGGAAAACAUCCUGUGCCCGCACCUCAACAACGGGACUCUAAGCGCCACUUUGGCUUCGCAAAACUCGCCCCCAAACAGCUGGCAAUGGGAAUAGUCCAACAACAACACAAUGUUAUAUAUAAUAUAUACAUAUAUAGUAUGCUUAGUCGUAUCGAAAGCUGAGCUGAGCCAAGUGAUUGACCGACACACACACAUAGAAGGAACUGCGAUGAAGAUGUAGACGACAACGAGCAGCUGGGCAACUGGAAUUGGAGCUGAGAGCUGAGGGAGGCAGAUUGAUUGCCUUGUGGACGCUUGCAGCGUCGUUUUGGACGUGGCCAACCGGCUAAAUACGAGCAAUUAUGGGCUGAGCAUGUGCCGUUAAUUAACGGGCAACGGCGUCAAAAUGAAAGGACCAAAAAGUUAUCAACAACAACAAACAAAAACGAACUAAAAAUCGCUGAAUAAAUGGCGAAUCGCGUUUUGAAGUCGCAUUGCGCUUUGAGCGCACCAUUAAAUAUAUAUAUAUUUGUAUAUUUAUAUAUUGAAUACUUAAAGUAUAGAUAUUGAUGUAUAUAUUUGUAUGUAUGUGUAUUGUAGGCUAAUAUUCUAUGUUCUAUCGGAAUUAACUCGCUUAAUUUUAUGAGCCACGCGCCUCGUCUCAAGCCGUGUGCAUUGAGGCGACAUUUGAGUGUAAACAGAACUCUUAAUUGCGCAGCUCUUCAGCUAAUUCAGUGUAAACAAUAAAAAUGAAUCA
Drosophila albomicans is the source of this 1817-nucleotide messenger RNA. RefSeq names its product allatostatin-A receptor (gene AstA-R2). Gene Ontology annotation, biological process: G protein-coupled receptor signaling pathway. NCBI's taxonomy places the organism in Eukaryota, Metazoa, Arthropoda, Insecta, Diptera, Drosophilidae. The record is from RefSeq and is a predicted model, not a curated record. The transcript is spliced from 4 exons. The coding region runs from base 1 to 1122 and encodes 373 amino acids. Gene Ontology annotation, cellular component: membrane. Gene Ontology annotation, molecular function: neuropeptide Y receptor activity.